UGAGACGAACCAGGAAACAGUUUGUGAUUCUUCCUCAGACCAUCAGAGCUGCAGCUGCCUCAGAGUGAAUCCAGCUACAACGCUGCUGCUUCCAGCGGCUGAAACUCCACAAACUGAAGCUUCACUCACAGAAUAAAUGGCUUCCAGAUCAGAGAAGGAUCUCUGCUGUCCGAUCUGUCACGACGUCUUCACAGAUCCUGUUGUUCUGUCAUGUAGCCACAGCUUCUGUAGAGACUGUCUGAAGACCUGGUGGAGACAGAAACCAACACACGACUGUCCAGUUUGUAAGAGAAGAUGUUCAAGAGAAGAACCACCUGUUAGUUUGGUUUUAAAGAAUCUGUGUGAGUCCUUCCGGCAGCAGAGAGCUCAGAGAUCUUCAGAGUCUCUCUGCAGUUUACACUCUGAGAAACUCAAACUCUUCUGUCUGGAUCAUCAGCAGCCAGUGUGUCUCGUCUGCAGAGAUUCAGAAAUACACACCAACCACAGAUUCAGGCCCAUCAAUGAAGCUGUAAAACAACACAAGAAGGAACUUCAGGAAACUCUGAAGCCCUUAAAGGAGAAGCUGAAGGUUUCUGAAAAAGUUAAAGUGGAGUUUGAUCAAACAGCAGAACACAUUAAGGUCCAGUCCCGACACACAGAGAGGCAGAUUAAGGAGCAGUUUGAGAAGCUUCACCAGUUUCUGAGAAAGGAAGAGGAGGCCAGGAUGGCUGCACUGAGGGAGGAAGAGGAGCAGAAGACUGGGAUGAUGAAGGAGAAGAUGGAGGCUCUGAGCAGAGAGAUAGCAGAUCUUUCAGACACAGUCAGAACCACAGAGGAGCAGCUGAGAGCUGAAGACGUCUCAUUCCUGCUCAACUACAAGACUGCAGUGGAAAGAGUCCAGCGCUGCCCCCUGAUCCAGGAUCCACAGCUUCACCCAGGAGCUCUGAUAGACCAGGCCAAACAUCUGGGCAACCUGACCUUCAACAUCUGGAACAACAUGAAGGACAUGGUCUCCUACACUCCUCUCAUUCUGGACCCAAACACUGCUGGUUCAAAACUCAUCCUGUCUGAAGAUCUGACCAGUGUGACAAGAGGAGAUGAACAGCAGCUUCCUGAUAAUCCAGAGAGGUUUGAUUCUUUUGUCAGAGUUCUGAGCUCUGAAGGCUUCAACUCAGGGACUCACAGCUGGGAUGUCAACAUCGGAGACAGUUCAAAGUGGGCACUAGGUGUUUUACAAGAGUCUGUCCAGAGGAAGGCAAUGAUAGAGUCUGGAUUAUGGAGAAUAAUUUACAAUGAAGGUAAAUACUGUUCAUGGUCACCACCAGCUCCCCCCACUGUCCUCCCAGUACAGAAGAAGCUCCAGAGGAUCAGAGUGAAUCUGGACUAUAACAGAGGAAAACUGUCCUUCUCUGAUCCUGAUACUAAAACACACAUACACACCUUCAAUCACACUUUCACUGAGAGGAUGUUUCCGUACAUGUUCACCAUGAAAACACUGAAGAUUUUACCAGUAAAAGUCUCUGUGGCAGUAAAACAGAUCAGUUAGAGAUCAACAGGAUCAAUGUAUUCAACAUGUUUCUCUGUUUUACUGCUUCCUGUUCUAUCUGAUCUGUGUCUGUGGCUUUUUACAUUCCACUGCAGAUAGUGGUGAGAAUCCAAGCAAAGAAAAAAAAGAACACAAUAUUUGACAUUCAUAUUGUGAAUAUUUUCAGAAUCAGGGGGGAACUUUCUCAGAUUUUGUUGAUUUUUAGAAUGACCACAAUACCAAUAAUUGAUUAAUCCAACAAACUGUUCUUUAAAUUCUAUAAGGUUUCCCAUCAGUAAAAGUUAAUAAUGUUUAACUGCAUUCAUGACAAGUUCUUCAUGUUUAAAUUUGAUGGUUUUUUUAAAUUUUUGAGUCAGUUCAAGCGUUUUAUGUUUAAGGGGGAUUUCUUGUUUUGGUUUAAGAUUGACGUCUGGGUUUAAGGUGGACGUCUGGGUUUAAGGUUGACGUCUGGGUUUAAGGUGGACGUCUGGGUUUAAGGUGGACGUCUGGGUUUAAGGUUGACGUCUGGGUUUAAGGUGGACGUCUGGGUUUAAAGUUGACGUCUGGGUUUAAAGUUGACGUCUGGGUUUAAAGUUGACGUCUGGGUUUAAAGUUGACUUCUGGGUCUUCAGAUUAUUUUUAUAAUGCUGCAGACUGAAGAGCUGAAUCUGUCUUUAAUGAUGUUUCUCAUGUAACCUGCUCUUUCCAUCAACUUCUGGAUAACUGUGUGUCAGUUAAUAAAUAGUGAAGAAGAAAAGACUUCA
Messenger RNA from Amphiprion ocellaris (clown anemonefish), 2268 nucleotides. Its product is annotated as E3 ubiquitin-protein ligase TRIM35-like. The record is from RefSeq and is a predicted model, not a curated record. Gene Ontology annotation, molecular function: protein binding; zinc ion binding. Lineage: Eukaryota; Metazoa; Chordata; Actinopteri; Pomacentridae. The coding region runs from base 137 to 1525 and encodes 462 amino acids. The transcript has 2 exons.